CUACAGGACGUCCUGAGAGACGCGUGGACAAACAUCUCACUGACUGUCUCUGAGGUGGACGUCUUACUGUCAGAACCAGGACCAGGACCAGAACCAGGACAAGAACCAAAGAGCAGAGCUGGAUUCUUAAAAUAUUCCUGUGAAAUCACACUGGAUCCAAACACAGCACACACACAGCUGAAACUGUCRGAGGGAGGCAGAAAAAUAACACUAAUGAGUGAACAUCAGCCUGAUCCCGAACAUCCAGACAGAUUCGCUGGAUUGUGGUUUCAGGUUCUGAGCAGAGAGAGUCUGACUGGUCGUUGUUACUGGGAGGUGGAGCUGAGAGGAAAAUGUGUUUUUGUAGCAGUCGCCUACAAGAAUAUCAACAGAGUGGGGAAUAAAUGUAGAUUAGGAAACAAUGACAAAUCCUGGGCAUUAAUUUGUUUCCAAAACAGGUUUAWAUUCUACCACAACAACAUCCAAACCUCCCUCUCAGGUCCUGGUUCCUCCAGGAUCGGGGUGUACCUGGACCACAGAGCAGGUGUUCUGUCCUUCUACAGGGUCUCUGAAACCAUGACCCUCCUCCACAGAGUCCAGACCACCUUCACUCAGCCGCUCCACGCUGGRRUUGAGAUUAUAAACACUGGAGACUCUGCAGAGUUCUGUAAACUCAGAUAGUUUAUCAUUAAUAUUAUGAUUAAUGAGAAUUUUAUUGUGAUGUUUUCUGUAGUUCUUGUUGUUUGAACUUGUUUAUUGUUCUGUUAAUUUUCAUAAAUGACUUCAUUAAAGAUUAUUCACAUUAAA
Molecule: messenger RNA, 786 nt
Organism: Austrofundulus limnaeus
Lineage: Eukaryota; Metazoa; Chordata; Actinopteri; Cyprinodontiformes; Rivulidae
Product: tripartite motif-containing protein 16-like
Exons: 1
Molecular function (GO): protein binding
Source: RefSeq, a predicted model, not a curated record